AUGUAUUAUCAACCUCACAUCUCUCUUCCUUCUCACUGUCACUGGUUGUCUCUUCUGUUGUUUCUUCGGCUUCCGAACAUCUCAGACCAAAUGGCGGGAAAGGGCGGAAAGGGGCUUUUGGCAGGAAAAACUACAGCAGCAGCAGCAGCAGCGGCGGCGGCGGCAAGCAAAGAGAAGGAUAAGAAGAGGCCAGUUUCUCGGUCAUCUCGAGCCGGUCUUCAGUUUCCAGUAGGACGAAUUCAUCGUCAACUCAAAUCAAGGACUUCUGCAAAUGGGCGAGUUGGAGCCACAGCUGCUGUUUACUCAGCUGCAAUUCUUGAAUAUCUGACUGCUGAGGUGCUUGAGUUGGCUGGAAAUGCUAGCAAAGAUCUGAAAGUGAAGAGAAUCACCCCAAGGCAUCUGCAGCUGGCUAUUCGUGGUGAUGAAGAGCUUGACACACUCAUUAAAGGAACCAUUGCUGGAGGUGGUGUCAUCCCUCAUAUUCAUAAGUCUCUCAUCAACAAAACCACCAAGGAAUGAGCUCCUUUCUGAUAUCUAAUUGAUGUUUAACUGAUGAACAACGUGUUCACUUAUUGACAGUAUUCUUAUUCUAAUCCUGUAGGAUGUUUUAAUGUCUUGUUCCGGUCUCUUAGCAGAUCCUAGGUUAGUAAAUCUGCCUGGGUUAUCUUUUGGGAGUGUCUUUUAGGAAGUGAAGGCUAUGUUUUGGGAGAACGUUCAAUACCAGGACAUCUUUACAUUUGGUUUCUUUCACAUGUUUGUCUGGCACCUGAAUGGGUUUUUUGCAUGUUUUCCAUCUUAUGACAUGCGACAAAUUGUUAAUGUUGUGUUAGUACUGGAAUGUGGUUUGGUUUCUUUAUUCAGGAUUAACUGUGUGAUGUAUGUGUGCAUGAG
This is a messenger RNA of Ilex paraguariensis (yerba mate), 891 nucleotides long. NCBI's taxonomy places the organism in Eukaryota, Viridiplantae, Streptophyta, Magnoliopsida, Aquifoliales, Aquifoliaceae. The record is from the annotation of a GenBank genome assembly.